UUGAUCUUCAUCUCUCAGCUUUCUCCUCAUCUCAACCACACGAAACUCUCACUUUAUAACGUCUCGAUACCCCCAUAACCCGGAUCUAACACACCUAUCCCCAAGCCGUCAUCAUGGCCCCUUCUGCUAUCACUCCCGAGACUUCCCCUGAGCGUCAGGUCUUCGCCAAGAAGGUCGUUCAGGCUCGCUCCCACGCCAGCUCCGUCUCCUCUGUCGCCUCCAUCACCCUCAACGACGGCAACACUAUCCCCCAGGUCGCCCUCGGUGUCUACAAGGCCCCCAACGGUCAGGAGACUGAGGAUGCCGUCACUGCCGCGCUGGACGCCGGAUACCGCCACAUCGACUCGGCUGCCAGGUAUGCCAACGAGGAGGCCUGCGGUCGCGCUAUCCGCCGGUGGCUCGAGAAGACGGGUACCCCCCGCGAGGAGAUUUUUGUCUGCUCCAAGCUGUGGGACGCCGACCACGGCUACGAGGCCACCUUCAACGCCCUUUGCUCGUCUCUGGACAAGUUCGGGCUCGACUAUCUCGACCUUUACCUGAUUCACUCCCCCGCCGAGGACGAGCAGAAGCGUCUCGAGAGCUGGCGCGCGCUUGAGACGGCCAAGAAGCUCGGCAAGGUCAAGUCCAUUGGCGUCUCCAACUUUGGUGCUGCCCACAUCAACAACCUUCUCGAGAAUGCCUCGGUCAUCCCCGCUGUCAACCAGGUCGAGGUGCACCCCUUCUGCCAGCGCGAGGCCCUCGUCGAGCUUUGCAACAAGCACGGCAUCAAGAUCGAGGCCUACUCCCCCCUGGCCCGCGGUAACAAGCUCGAGGACCCCACCAUCAACGCCAUCGCCGCCAAGUACGGCCGGACGCCUGCUCAGAUCCUGCUCAACUGGAACGCGGCCCGCGGCAAUGUCGUCCUUCCCAAGAGUCUGACGGCCAGUCGCAUCCAGAGCAACCUGGAGAGCUUUGACUUCAAGCUUGCCCAGGAGGACAUUGACACCAUCAACGCUUUGGGCGAGGAGAACUAUGUCACUGGCUCUAUGCACAAGUCCGCGGACUGAACGAUUUAUGACAACCUGAACGAGACAUGAACCAUGGAGGUGCUGCUUCUUGCGCGCACGGUCCAAGCCACAGCGCAGCCAUCUUGCACCACGCGCACCCAGAAAUUACCCCCCGGGGCCGGCGCAAGCAGAAUAGGCUACACUCAGAAGCAAGCGCCGAGGCUGGGACGUCAACAGCAUCCCGCCCUUAUUUUGCUUAUAGGAGCUUUUGGAUCAUAGACUAUAGACUGGGAUACCGCAGCUAGAAGCGCUCACAAGCUGCAUUAUUCUCUACGUUAGCAUUGAAAUUGAACAAGAUGACA
Purpureocillium takamizusanense is the source of this 1348-nucleotide messenger RNA. RefSeq lists its product as uncharacterized. Lineage: Eukaryota; Fungi; Ascomycota; Sordariomycetes; Hypocreales; Ophiocordycipitaceae. The record is from RefSeq and is a predicted model, not a curated record. Gene Ontology annotation, molecular function: oxidoreductase activity. The transcript has a single exon. Bases 114 to 1046 code for a protein of 310 amino acids.